UCUCUUGUCCUGGACAUUUUCUCCAGGCUUCACAAUGACCUUCAGGCCAUCCAUUUGAAUGGUGUGUGCUUGGUUGUGUACACAGUGGCUGCUCUUGUUGCUGCAGCCUUGCAGGGAAACGGAUACCUGUGCUGCAUUGGCUUCACUGCAGAGUGUUUGGGGGGACAUCAGGUCCAUACAUUUGGCUGCAUUGUGCCUGUGACACCAUGGCGAAAACAGUCACAUCUUCCAGUGCAAUAACAGGUGAAAAGAUGGCACCGCCGUCCAUCACUCUGCUCCCUGAGAAGAGAUCUCCAACAAAUGGUCACAGCUCUUCGGCCCGAACUGGAAAGACUACUCCAUCGAGCACAGAGAAGAAGCCGCAAAUAAAUGGACACGCGUCCCCUUCACACUUAACAGCUAAUAACCAUGCAGGUAAACAAAUUGCGGAGGGUUAUAUGAAGACGGACGACAGGAUGCGAUUAGCCAAAGAGAGACGGGAGGAGAGGGAGAAAAGCCUGGUGGCCCGGGAGCAGCUGAUCAGGGAGAAGGAGUGCAGAGCUCGCCUGCAGUACGAACGCACAGUGGAGGAGCGCUGGAGGCGGCUGGAGGAGCAGCGGCAGAGAGAGGAGCUCCGCAGAGCUGCAGUGGAGGAGAAGAGGAGGCAUCAGCUUGAAGAGGACAGGGAGCGCCUGGAGGCCCUGAUGAGGCGCUCUCUGGAGAGAAGCCUUCAGCUGGAGCAGAGGACCAAACGCUGGAGCAGAGGCUGCCACGCAGGAGGCGGUGACAGUGACAAUGCCCCACUCCCUUUCUCUGCUGUCUCCGCCUUUUCCCAUGGCAUUGCCUCCCCCCUUCCUGCUGUCAGCGAAUCUGCGCCCUGCAGCCCUCACCGGUCCCCUUUCCGCGGCUCGCUGAACCCUGCAGAUCACAACAGAGCUGGACUUCAAGGAGGAUCGCAGUCCACCCCCAAUACCCCCAAGAAAGAGCGGCUGCGCAGAGAGAGAAGAACUGCAUCCCCAGGCUGUGGAUCCCCUCUCAGAAGAUCUGAAUCCCCUGCAAGUGUCACAAGGCACUUGGCGUCCCCUACUACCUCCAAGCUGGCCUCGAAAAUGCGUGCCCAGUCUCCCUGCAAUGCACAUCAGUACCAUUGCUCUCCUACAAGGCAUCGUCAAAACCGGUCACCUGAUGAUAGGAAAGCAGAAGACAAGAAGGUGGAGAAACACAACGGACAAUCCUCAGCAGUGAAUAAGAAUACGGACAACAACAGCACAAUUCCUUCUUCACAAGAUGAGAAGAAUGUGGUCAACGUUGAAAUCACUAAAUCCAGAUCACCUAAAGGUGAAUCUUCGGAUAUGCAUCUCAAAAGUGACAAUAACCACACGUCUCCUAAAGUGGAUUCCUCAGAGAAGAAGACACACAGCAACGCUCAGGACGGAGAUAAGAAAAAAGAAUCAGCACCGUGCGCCUCUACAGGGAAGGUGGCAGCUGGCACAACAAAUGCAGAGGAGGCCACCAAGUUGCUGGCAGAGCGUAGGCGUCAGGCUCGAGCUCAGAAAGAACUGGACGAGAAAAAGCGAGAACAAGAGGAAGAAGAACGACUCAGGCAAGAACAGCUGAAAAAGCAAUUCGCACAGGAGAAGCAACAGCAAGAGGCAAAGGCUCAACAAGUCAAGGAAAAGGGUAAAAUCGAAGAAGAUCUUCACAGGCUUAAAGAAGAAAAAGACAGACUAAUGAAGGAGGAGCAUGACAAGGAGCUACAGACUCAGGUGGACAAAGAGAAAGAGCAAGUCGUGGCUAAGGAGGAAGCCGAGCGCCAGCUGCAAGACAGAGAACUGCAGAAGCAGCAAGAAGAGGAGGAGAGGAAUCUAAGAAAAAAGAGAAUUGAAGAGAUCAUGAAGAGAACUCGGAAGGCCGAAGCUGAAAUGAAGAAGGAGGAGCAGGUGGAGACUAAGCCCGUCUCCCCACCAGGUGAAGUAAAGACUGUUCAAACUAAAGCUCAGGUGAAUGAGCAGGCAGUGAAAAAGGUUGAGUUUCAGGUUAAAGAGCAUGUCUCAGUCAACAUGAAGGAAUGCACCCCGGUGAAGAAAGAAGCGCCAGCAGCACAGAUGGACCAUCAGAAGAGUGUGCAAAUGACAAACAACACUCAUCAAAUGACAGCAUCACGCAGUGUUACUGACAAGAGACCGGACACCAGACACACCAGUGAAGAGCCCGGCAGCCCGACUAACAGAGAGGGCAAGGCCGGUGUCCUCAAGCAACAGGGAAGAGAGGUGGUGAUGAAUGUAAAUAAGCAGCAGGGAGCACAUGUUAAAGAGCAGAUAAACAAAGAGCAGACAAAGCCGACAGCAGAUGCCAAAGUCAACCAAAGGGAGGGUAGUAUGAUGAAUGGAGCAGUUAAGAGUGAAGGAAGUGCCUUGAAGAGAAGCCAUAUAACUGCUGAGGUAAGCAAACAGAGGAGCCUGCAUCAUGUGGUGACUGCUGCUAGAGGAGGGUCCCAGAUGGAGAUGAUGAGUCCCUCUGUGGCGACCCUGCCAGUGGGACACCCGUCGCCGCCAAUCAUCAGGCUGGAGCCUCUAAAUGUGAAGGGGACGGGGUCUUCUGAUGAGGUGCAGGCCAUGGAGGUCAGCCCAGCUGCUAAGGAGGAACUGAUUUCAAUCACAAACUUCUCGCCAGUCAAUGAAAUCCAGCACAGCAGUGUGAGUAACAGCCGAGCUCUGGAAGACCUGAUGGACCUGACAGGCAGCGUCACCUGCUCCAAACUGAGCUCUGAGGGCAACAAGGGCGACUGCAACAAGAACCUCAUUGGGGGGGUUGUGAGUCCCAUGUCUGACUCAAAACUCAUUGUGAUGUCGCCUCCUUCUUCAAAUAAACUUAGCAUCAAGUAGUCUGUUAAUCUUUUAAACGUGUGUCCCUGUAUCACUUCGUUGAUGGGAAUAGAGCCAUAGAGAUCAUCAUAACAGAAACUGUAAACUAUGACUUUCAAUAUAAAGAAAACAUAUAUUCUAUAUUCUAAUCGCAUAGCAACUGACCAUUGAAAUUAUGUGUCCACGAUUUGGUUUAUUCUACUGUUCUUAGGAGAAAAAGUGUGUGUGUGAGAUGAGCGGGAGAGGUGUGUCUGAUGUGUGAAAAAAGAGGACAAAAAAAGGCAAAAAUCAGGGUUUUGAAUAUUGUAGACAUUAGGUAAACACACUAUUGCUAACGUAUAAUAACUCUAAAUUUCCCUGCACAGAUUAUUCACUGGGACCCAGUUCAGUCCCAGUGCAAAGCCUGCUCUGAGCAUUGAUGGCUGCAUUUGUUCCUCUGACUUAAAUGCCCCCUUAAGCCAUUAAAGUGUGUUGCUGAUGGCGAAGGCAUGAUUAUUUCAUUUUCAUGGUAGCCUCAUUGAAAUACUUCAAAAAUAUUCUUCCCAGGUAAUGUAUUCAUGCAUGUGUCAGAUUGAUUUGGCUGGAAGUUAAUGGAUAUAUCUGGUAAACUAAACUCCAGUGACUCUUCCUCAUCAGCGAGGUCUGGCCAUAGGAUUGAUCAUUUUUCAUUUGAUUAUCCUUUUUAUUCCUUAAUUGGAACUUUCUAAAUGCAUGUGAGAGAGGAGGUUGAUUCCAAAGCUGUCAAUUGAAUGUUAUUGCACAUUAAGAAAAUCAUGGCGUCAAUCAAAUGAUGGCCCACAUACUACAUGUUUGCUGCAGACUAGAGUGAAUUAUUUUUAUUUGGCUCUUUUGCAAAAUUGCAGUAAUUUAUUUCCCAGACAAGGCACCUCAUUUUCAGGGAUUCCAUUCAAGAAAUAGAUUUCUUACAAUGAAAAUAGUGAUGCCUGAGAAGCUUCGUGUCAUUUAAAAAGCUUCCGUAUGUGUGACUUUCUAUAUAAAAGGUUUCCAAGGCACAACACUAAUUGACGCUUUUAUCUAUAAGAAAAAUAAAGUUUAGAUUUAAAACAAGUGGAUAUUUGGCUGUUGAUGUGUAAGACUGAAGUGCACUGGGGCAGGAAUAAUUGCUUAGCAAUCCACUUGUAUGUGUAUCCUGUAGCUAUAAAGAUGCCGUUUAAGUUUCUCUCAAUCCAUCAGGCUGUAUUGUGUUGUCCUGUGUAGGAAAUAUUAUGUAGUCUCUCUCUUGAGAAAUGCAUUAAAUGUCUUAAUUGCAGUUCAUUUUCUGUGUCCAAAUGUUAUUCCAGUAGAGAUGCCUUACAGUAUAAGGAACUUAUUAGUUACUUUAUUUUUUUGCAAACCAUAUGAUGUUACCUGUAAUACUUGAAACUUUGUUUUAAAUGUUUCAUUUCUGCCAUAUUGCACAUUAUUAUGUCACGUAUAAAGUCAAAUUGAGACUUGUGUACCAACAUACAUAGUCUGGAUCGACAGAUGCUAAUUGUAGUAGCCAAAUAUGUAUGCUCCUUAUAGUAUUCGAAAGUUAGUGUUUGCUGUAUAUUUUGCACAUUUGAACAUUGCUGUACCACAUGAACUGAUUUUGGGAAAAGCAAAAGAGGAUAUACAACCAUUUCAUAGUGUAUUAUAGUUUGCUCAUACCCAUCCCAGUCUGCUUAACGUUUAAGUUAAAUGAUUACUGUAGACAUUGUGCAUGGUUAGCAUGGUCAUACCAAUGUUAUCUGAAACAAUAAAAUGUAAAACU
This is a messenger RNA of Trematomus bernacchii (emerald rockcod), 4596 nucleotides long. It is a transcript of the gene map7d2a, whose product is annotated as MAP7 domain containing 2a. Gene Ontology annotation, cellular component: microtubule cytoskeleton. Gene Ontology annotation, biological process: microtubule cytoskeleton organization. The coding region runs from base 207 to 2864 and encodes 885 amino acids. The transcript has 17 exons. The record is from RefSeq and is a predicted model, not a curated record. NCBI's taxonomy places the organism in Eukaryota, Metazoa, Chordata, Actinopteri, Perciformes, Nototheniidae.